Molecule: messenger RNA, 1223 nt
Organism: Rhipicephalus microplus (southern cattle tick)
Lineage: Eukaryota; Metazoa; Arthropoda; Arachnida; Ixodida; Ixodidae
Biological process (GO): ERAD pathway
Cellular component (GO): endoplasmic reticulum membrane
Molecular function (GO): protein binding
Source: RefSeq, a predicted model, not a curated record
AUGACAGGAGCGAGGCGCAGGUCGAAGCAGGGAAAGCGAUAUGUCGCCAAAGAAAAUGAAGGCGCCGACAAUCUGCCGUUCGGAGGCAAAGUACGGCUCGCUAGGCGCCGAAAGCCGGAUGGAUGGCUGGUCAUUGCCCUUGAGGUGCUGGGUGUUGCGGCGGUGUUCGUGCUCGUCUACUUGGGCUAUUACCACCAGGAAUCGGUGCACUUUCAUUUGAACCACAUGUACGCUCAUGCGGGACAUGCACACGCCCAGCACGUCGUCGCGCACAAGUACCUGCAUGGGAAUGGUGUACCCAAAAACAGCAGCAUGGCAUUCUACUGGUUCAGAAAGUCCGCUGACCAAGGACACGCACAUUCGGCGUACAACUUGGCCGUCGGUCAUAUGCAAGGAUUUCCCACGGACGUGCAAAAAGGGGAAGCCAAAAAGCUGAUAAAGUACGCAGCAGAAAAUGGGGUGCACGAAGCCCACCGGGUCUACCACGAGGCCUGCGGCGCCGGAAAGUGCGACCACUGAACUGUGGGAAGAAAGGCCGCCGAGUACUACAACUGCUUUGUUAUUUCACGUGUAUGCUAACAUGACCGACUGUUCUAAUCGGCGCAUUGUAUACGAAGUGCGUCACCACAAUUAGGUUGGGUUGAAUUCAUCCGAUGACCGUAGAGAUGGCAGAAGACAAACGAUACGCGAUGUCUGUGCGUAAGGUUGAAGCCCAAAGCUGUUGCGUUUACUUAGUAAACGUGUACCCUCUCAGAUUUCCUUUGAGUCAGUAAGAGUCCAGCUUUUCUGCGCAUAAUGCCAACAACGCUUAGUGCGGGUCACAGUGUAAGAAUUACCUAUUCUUACACCGUGGUACGCGUAGAGUGGCUAGAAGGGGAAGGUGUACCGAGCAUUGCGCGAUUUCCUUGCCUGAGAGGGCUUGUUAGGUGCUGCAUGCGAUAACCGCCGCCGUUACAGAUUACCAGAAGGAAACCGUGCGCGCGACUGUGAGUUGUCAUUUCCUUCUUUUUUUUUCAGCGUUCACUUUGUUUUAUUGCACGUGGAUGAUACAGUUUUAAGCAGUGAAGACAGUGCCCUAUAAAACGACAAGAGAGAGAGAGAGGAAUAACAUACGUCGACCGGAAUUCCUUGUGACUCGGCGGCGGCCAUGGCAAGACUGACAAGUGACUUUACGUUGUUCUUCGGCGUAGUGGCUGAGUAAUAAAGGCCUGACCACAUGCGUG